Helicoverpa zea (corn earworm) is the source of this 11309-nucleotide messenger RNA. Its product is annotated as zinc finger SWIM domain-containing protein 8 homolog. Lineage: Eukaryota; Metazoa; Arthropoda; Insecta; Lepidoptera; Noctuidae. The annotation marks the transcript as partial. The transcript is spliced from 27 exons. Gene Ontology annotation, molecular function: zinc ion binding. Gene Ontology annotation, cellular component: Cul2-RING ubiquitin ligase complex. The record is from RefSeq and is a predicted model, not a curated record.
GGGAUUAUUUCAAUAAAUCUCAUUAACGUGGCGGGGGCAUCAAAUAAUAAUGGCAAAGGGGGCCGACAAGCCGCCCCAGUCGAUGUGGGGUCUCCCUUACUCGACUGGGAGGAGGCUGACCAUUUUAGUUUUGAGGAUUCUGAACGGUUCGAGGAAGAUUCCCUGUGUAGCUGGAGUUCAGAGCCCGAGAGCCUAUGCAACAAUUGGCGAGGAUGGCGGCGUCCAAAUCUUCAGAACUCAUUUGGAUCCCGAUCAACUAAAAAGAAUAUUCAAGAAAAGACAGUUUCAACACUAAGUGAACUAGCAGCAAAAUGUGUAGCAUCUCACAUACCAUUUGAAUUAGUUGAACAUGUCUAUCCACCGGUACCGGAGCAACUGCAACUCCAGAUUGCUUUCUGGAGUUUCCCAGACAGUGAAGAUGACAUCAGGUUGUACUCCUGCCUUGCAAAUGGCUCAGCUGAUGAGUUUCAGAAAGGAGAACACCUGUUCAGAGAUAGAGCAGUGAAAGACGUUCUACAAAUUGGUUUUCACUUGUCUGCAACAGUGGUUGUUCUAAGCAUGCCGCGGGCUCAGUUCAAUGUUGCUGUCACAUUUGACAGACAAAGAAUAUCGUCAUGUAACUGCACCUGCUCCUCAACGGCGCAUUGGUGCUCUCAUAUUGUAGCUGUGUGCUUGUACAGGAUACAUCUUCCAACUCAAGUAUGCCUCAGAGCACCUGUGUCGGAAUCUCUGCAGCGUUUGCGAAGAGACCAACUGCAGAAGUUCGCACAGUACUUGAUAUCGGAGUUGCCUCGGCAAGUUUUGCCAACAGCGCAACGUAUACUAGACGAACUGCUGUCGGCACAGCCGAACUCCAUAAACACCACAUGUGGUGCACCGGAUCCUACCGCGGGCGCUUCGGCCUACGAAUACACGUCCUGGUUCCUUGAUGAGAAGACACUGCACAAUAACAUCAACAAGAUCUUAGUCAAAUUUUGCGUCCCAACGCCUAUUGUGUUUAGCGAUGUCAACUAUCUAAGUACAAGCGCGCCCCCUGCCGCGGCGGAAUGGUCGUCACUGUUGAGACCGCUGCGUGGCAGGGAGCCAGAAGGCAUGUGGAACUUGCUCUCCAUCGUCAGAGAGAUGUUCAAGAGGAACGAUAGAAAUGCUAUACCCCUUCUGGAAAUCAUAACUGAAGAGGUCAUGGCAUGUGAACAGAUUAUAGUGUGGUGGUACACGACUAAGGCGGCCCUAGUGGCUUGGGGCAGUAACGGCGGCGGCGGUAAGCAUGGCGGCAGUGGAGGAAAUUCUGCUGCACAGCAUGCUUGCUCCUCUCUUUGUGACGAGGUUGUCGUCUUGUGGCGUCUCGCUGCUUUGAACCCGGCCUUGGCGCCUCACGAGCGUGAUACGCUUCACGAACAAUUUGCCCAAUGGCACAUGAAAGUACUUGAUAAGGUGGCAAAGAAUCGCAACACCCAUAUAACUACAAGUUCGUCUUCGCACGCUAGACACGCGUCGCGAUCUCAUUCUCAUUCUCCUUACAUCAACGGUAUCAGCGAGAACGAAGUGUUCCCAGGGUUCCACCCAGCUAUGGAAGCUUGCUUCUUAGAGUGGGAUGACUAUCAGAUACCCGGGGUGACCUACACUAAAGACUUGAACCCGCUGUACCACAGCCCUUUCACUAUCUUUAGACAUGCUGAUAAACAGAAUGAUAGUGUACAUCAGGUAAAUUCGUCUAAAGCAGUGUUGAAUAACGAGAUGUCAUUGAGCUAUAGGCUGACAAAUCCCGAUCCUUCACUGCUAGGACACCGUACUACCAUUCAUAGGAAUAGUCAUAUAAAUGUGGACUUAGCUGUUCCUGGACCCUCAAAUCAGCCUUGUGGCUCUGAGGAAGGACCAAGUGAUCCUCCGCGUGAUUCAGGACCAAGCGAUGGAAACCACUCGAGUGUUUCUUCUGAAGGUUUCUGUGAGAACGAAGAGGAGAUUCUUCAGCAGAGCGGUGGAGACACGGAUUCUCAGGAGUCUAGCUCUCCUCCCAUUUCGUCUGAUGAUGCUCAGCGGCGCGUGUCCAAUGACGAAUCGGUGUCGGAUGACGACUGCAACCUGUACUUCUACGACACGGCGGCUGCCAGGCGCGCUGUCUCGGGGGAGGGAACCAGCUCCGGCUCCGGUGUUGCGAUCGCAUCAGGCAGUGGAUGCGCGGGCGGCUGGGCGUGCGGCUGGGAGGGCUCGUUCGCGCGCGCGGAGGGGCUGCACGCGCACGGGCACGCGCGCGACGCGUGCGCGCUGGGCGCGCGGCUGGCGCGCGAGCUGCUGGCGCGCCCGCCCGCGCUGGGCGCCGCGCCGCUGCUGCCGGCCCUGGACCCGCGCCGCCCGCGCCGCCGCCACACGCCCAGCCCGCGCCUGUGCGCCGCCUCGCACCGCCUCUCCUGCCUCGCCUCCGCCACGCUCGCCAAGUGCGCCUUCCUCUGCACCGUUCUAGCAGAAUUCAGCGAACAUCACGAGCUUGCAUUCCGCAUAGGUCUAUUUGCGCUCGAGAUGGCUCGUCCGCCGGCGAGUACCAAAGCAUUGGAAGUAAAACUGAACAACCAAGAGACGGAAUUGGUUGCUCUUCUGAAGAAGCUACCGACAGGGGCCGAACAGUUGGCUUUAGCUCGCGAGAAGGCUGAGCAACUGCGUGACGGUACAUUGAGGAACCGUGGACCUGCUCUAUUGCCGAUUGCACUGGCGAGCUUCCUUUUCGAUGUUCUCGUUUUAUCAGCUACUGAUAAAGAGAAUAAACAUCCUGCAAGAUCGCCAAACGAUGAAACCUUAGGGUUCGAAGCAGCCGUUGCAGCUUUAGGACUGAAGGCAAAUGUGUCUGAGGCAGAACAUCCUCUACUUUGUGAGGGAACAAGAAGGCAACGAGGAGAGUUGUCUCUAACUCUACUUUCCUUCUAUAAGGACGAUCCGGUCAAACUGGCCAGGAUUAUGAAUAAACUUCUAGACCGCGAAAUCCACCAGUUGACGAAGAGUCCGAUGGUGAGCCUGUACUACAUGAACAACCCGCGUCUGGCCGCGUACCGCGCCGACGUGUCCGCGCAUCCCGCGUACAAUGCUCACGCGCACCCCAGCCCGCCGCACUGUAGCAGCGCCACUCCAUCUCAGAUGAGCACGCAAUGCGGGUCGAAUGAGUGGCGAGCACAGACGGCGAGCCUGAGCGGGGACAUGGAGCGUCUGGUGGUGUCCGAGGGCGGCGCCUCGCCUCCCGCGCAUUCGUCGCACGCGUCACAUGCGUCGCAUGCGUCGCAUGCGUCGCACGUAUCGCACGCAUCGCACGCAUCGCACGCAUCGCAUGCGUCGCACGCAUCGCACGCGUCGCACGCAUCACACGCGUCGCACGCGUCGCACGCAUCGCACGCGUCGCAUACGUCUCACACGACGCACGCAACCCAUACGACGCACACGCCGCAUCCGACGCCACAUGCUUCCUCCUCGCACCCGCCCAUCUCCAGGGCGAAGGAUUCCAGAUACAAAGGCAAGCGCCUAUACCCUUCAGUGCCGAACCAACCCUCUGAAGCGUCUGCUCACUUUAUGUUCGAGUUGGCAAAGUCCGUGCUGUUCAAAGCCGGCGGCUCUUCAAGUACAAGCCUGUUCACUCAGCCGUCGUGUGCUAGGGAACAUCAUGGACCGCAUAGAGGAUUACACAUGGCGGCUUUCCAAUUGGGACUUUACGCUCUCGGCUUACAUAACUGUGUGAGCGCUAAUUGGCUCAGCCGUACCUAUUCAUCACACGUUAGUUGGAUCACAGGUCAAGCUAUGGAUAUUGGCGCACCUGCCAUCUUAUUCUUGAUUGACGCAUGGGAAGGUCAUUUGACACCUCCCGAAGCUGCUAGCAUUGCGGAUAAGGCGUCGUCCGGUCGUGACGUACCCACAGUCCGUGCGGCCGCCGAGCUAGCAUUAUCCGUGCUGCCUCACGCUCACGCUCUCAACUACAAUGAGAUACAACGUGCCGUGCUGCAGUGCAAGGAACAAAGCGACGCUAUGCUGGAACGAGCCUGCCUCACCGUUGAAGCUGCUGCUAAAGGUGGCGGCGUGUAUCCCGAAGUACUAUACACAGUGGCACGCUACUGGCACGAGUUGUAUCUACGUCAAGCUAACGAAGAAUCAGAGCCGCUGUUGGAUGAGCCACAGUACAGAGCCCAGCCGCCGCCUCUGGCCGUGCCAGUGCCCUAUCCCAUACCGUACCCCUUCACCUACCAUCCGUACCCGCCCGCUAUAUACCAGCUGCCGUACGCUGGAACGGGUCCACCGCAUCCGCCACCACAGUAUGCGCUGCCGCCGUAUUUCGUCCGCGGCAUCGUGGCACCGCCGGGAGCCCCGCAACUGCAACAACAUCCCCAGCAUCAACAACACCCCCCGCUGCAACAACACCCCCCACUACAACAACAUCCGCCGCUCCAACAGCAUCCUCCGCUGCAACAGCACCCGCCGAUCCCCCAACAUCCACCGAUCCCCCAACAUCAGCAAUUGCCUCAACAUCCGCCAUUACAACAGCAUCCGCCGCUGCAGCAACAUCCUCAACCGUUACAGCAUACUCAGCCGAUGCCGCAUCCUCAGCAUCAACCGAUGCAGCAUCCAGGACUCGCGCCACACCCGCCCAUGCCGCAACAUGUUGCGCAUCCACAGACUAUACAAGUCAACGCGACUGUGCAUCAAGUUCAUCCAGCACCGAUUCCUCCUCCGAUGCCAGCUCCACAACAGAUAGUGCCAGUACCCGGAGUAUCAGGCGCUCCCGGCGUGAACGUGGGCAACGUGAACGGAGUAGGCCCCGCCCCCAAUGUGGGCGUAGGCAACGGAGCCCCGCCCAACGGCGCGGCCCCCGCCCCCGCCGUCAAUCAGACGCAGUUGCGGAGAUUGUUAGCGGCGUAUCGAGUAGGCAUGUUGGCCCUAGAGACGCAAGCCCGUCGGGUACAUGAUGAUCGUCCGCAGAAUAAAUUUGGCAGGAACCCACCAUACGGCGAGCACGUGAAAUGGCUGCUCCGCAUAUCAAAGCGGCUGGGAGCUCAAUACCUGCACCAGUUCUGCGUGUGCGCGGUGAACUCGGUGGUGUCGCCGUUCGUGCUGUACGAGCUGUGCGUGGAGUCGGCGCACUGGCUGGCGCGCGGCGGCCCGCACCACCUCGUCAUGCAGCACCUGCGCGGCACGCUGGCGCCGCUCGUGCAGAAGUGUCAGCAGAUGUACAUUCAAUGCAUUCAUCAGAAGCUGUACCACUUGACUACAGUGGAGUAUGAGGAAUUUGUGAGCAUCGUUCUGUCGGCCCGUACUGCUUUCCAGCUCACACCAGAGGGAAACACACAGUUCAAGGAGUGGCUUGCUUCCUUGCGCAGAUCAAAAUCCUGCAAGAAAGAUCUGUGGACGCAGCUGAAUGCGGCUCUGCAGACAAACGGCAAAUGACGUCGGCAGCCGAUAGUUUGUAGAGUGCGGUGUACCGCGCGCAAACUGUCACAACACAGGCGAUGGCCGCGUUAUCGGCUCGUAUACCAUCUACAUAAUAUCUAACUGUAUUACAUGUUGUGUUAUUUGUAAUUUAUGUGCACGCCAUCAUCUUGUUACAGAAGUCGUUCUGAUUGCCAAAACUAUUCUUCCGAUUCAUAGUGAUAACAUAAUUACAGAUUAGAGAAUGGAAUACACGCCAGUAAUAUUAAAAAGAAAAUGACGUUUUCCUGAUAUAUCUGUGGCAUAGUAUGUAUGCUUUGUAAAUCUUGGUACUUGAAAGAGCAGAACGCCUAAAGUACUGUGGUGAGGAUAACUUAAAUUACAAAUAAUAUAAUUCCGACUGGAGAAGGAUAGAAAACCUCUGUUAGUAAUAGUAACACUCGACUUUGAGGGUAAUCGAUCUCAAUAUACACAAACGGAAUGUAUCGAUGAUCACAGAAAAAUGUUGCUAACUCCUAAUAUUCUUUUGAACGUUUUGGCACACUCAUACAAUGUUCGUAUGGGUCGUAUAAUUUCAGUACGUUUUGAAUUCCGCGAGAAGCGUCCGUUUAGUGUCGUAGUAAAUAUCAAGAGAUUAUUGAACAUUCGUUAGUCAUACUUCAUUGUUGUUUGAACUCAAGUUACUAACAUGAGAGGCAAGUUUAAGCUCAUUUGAAGGUUGUGCUUUAAAUAGUCUGAGAUUUGGUUGUUAUUGAAGUUUUAUUGUAAGACAAAUCAUAUUUGCACCUUUGCUAUUUAAUUAUUGGGGAGUUUAGCAACAUUUAAUUUGUAUUUCUUUUAGAGUGUGCAGUGUAACUUCUAAUGUUAACAACUUCGUCUUCUAAAUGCAUGCGUAAUGUAUAAAGCAUUGCACAAUAUCAUCUCUAACUUCUUUUUGUCUUUUCCGUGAAUUUUGAAUAUUCUUGACACACUUAACUAGUCAGUGGUUUUGAGGAUCCGUAUUUGGAGAACCAGUGGAACUUCAUAACUGUAGCUCAUUUAGUUUUCUUUUCUUUGAAUAGUGUAAUGUAAGACGUUUGGUUUGAAUUUAAUGUCUAUUUAUGCAUAGGGGCCAGUAGUGCCCUAUGACUGCAUUCGCGUAAAAGGUAUUAAAUGAUGACGAAUUAAUAAAGAAUGUUAAUCAGUAGCAGAAACUAUAACCAUAAUUUAAAUGCAAAUUUUGAGCCGAAUUGUUUCAGUUAUGAUUAGCAUUUUGUUGCUUUUAGUUAAUUCUAUAUGCUAGGUGGGCAUCUGAUAAUAUAGAAGAAUUGACUACUGUUGGAAAAAUAGUAGGGAGAUGUGUUGCUUAUAUUAGUUUUACCCCUCUAACCAAGUCGUAGUAUCGAUAUAAGCUCCAUGAGUUUCGGCCUAUCAGAAGAACUAAAUAUUGCCGUUGGAUUAUUCAUAGCUUGACGUGGACAUUUAUAUCAAGAUUUCUUACCAAGAUCAAGGAAUGAAGGCGUUGCUUACUUAAUUAUGAAUCAGUGUCCACUUAGCGGAUUAUCGUGAAGAUCUCUAUCAUUUUGUAAGCGUUUAGAAAAUAGUACGUCACUCAUUUAUUGUACGCGUUUCACCGUCUUUAGUGUAAUGUGGGUUAUUACCUAUUUCGUAGAUGUGGAAGUAGAGGACUGUGUUACGGUAUAUGUUUGAUUAUUUGUUUAAGUAUAAAUUGCGCUAUUUAUAUUACUUCGUUGGGUUCUACUCUCAAGAACGUAUUGUUACAUGAACUUAUGUGAACUAUUAUACAAAAUAAAGCGACUACAGUAUACAUGCUGUCUGUUUACUGAAUGUAUUUUAGACUUGUUAAUCCUAGAACAGUAAUUAUUGUGGUCGAUUUAUAAAUCGCAAUGUUUUUGGAUGUGACUCUUAACUAUUAUGGCAAAAAUUACGAAAUUUCAUUUUAAACCAUAGUCCAUAUUAUAAUGUGAAUUGGCUUAAGAUGUUUCAAGUGACCUAAAUAGCGUCAUUAGACUACAGAAUAUUAGACAGAAUGUAGGCGAUGACCGUCGAUACACUAUUUUUGAUAUUCUCUUGUCGAAAUUGCAGUUUCAUGAAUGUUAAGUAAUAACGUCUUGCGGAGAUAAAUGUAGACGUACGUUCUAUUAACUAUAGUAACUUUAUUUACACGUUUUUAUUACAUUAUAUAUUAUAAUAUAUAUAAUUAUAAUAAAUAUAUUGUAAUGCAUAGUAGCGUUGAAAGCCUCCGAAAUAUAUGUAAUUUAUGUAUUAUGAUGGAUGCGCUGGCAAUAAAUUAGUACCACUACCUAAAUAAAAAUCCCUUUCUAAAUGACGGUCGUAUCAUUGCUAAAGGCGACUUUUAGUGUCUUUUCAAGACCUACGGCAUUCAUUUAAUUUAUAUACCUUGCAAAUAAAUAUAUAAUUAAUUCAUUCAUUAUAAUUAAGUUUAUUAUGUUUGCCAUUCCACAGUCAGAUAAUAUAACAAUGUCUUAUUUUUUAAAGGACUGAUAUCACAUUGGCCAAUGCCAGGAAUUUUAAUGAAUUGGUAUUUAUUUCGUUAAUAUUUUUUCUUGAAGAAUGAAGAUUGACAGAAAAGAGAAUAUCCUUUUGCAAAUUUUAUGAAGUAAGAUUAUAUUUCCUGAUGAAUUUAAAUGAUGUAACUUACUUAGCUUUGUAUUAUCUCGUCCCGAACAGUUCCAUCUCGCGUUUUUCAGUUCAUUCUCCCAGAAAACUGUAUGAAAUUGCUCAAAUAACAAUAUAAUCAGAAAAAUAACGUGUUGGGCCUCGUUAUAACACAGUCUUAAUCUUGUUUUAGUGUUAUGUAAGUUGCUGCGCAAAAUGCAAUUUGUUAAUUGACAGAAUACUGGUCUGACAUUGGAAUGGAAUUUAUUGCCAGCUCAAGUAUCAAGUAGGCUUAGUUCAAUAUCUUUAUAAAAUUAGAUGUUUAUGUGCAUUCAUUAAGUGUGGAUGUUUUCAGCAUUCAGUAGAUAGUAAAUUUUUAGAAUGCUAGUUAGUAUAAAUUGAAGGUAAUUAACAAUUGGAUCAAAGCUAAGGUUUAUGAUUUUAAUGUCUUCUAAAUAACGUUCAGAAUGUCUCAGAAGGAUGGUUGUAUAGAGUUCCCUGAAUAUAGUAUUGUCAGUUUGAUAAUCAUGUUUAGAUCUUCUGCACAAAAGGUUUUACCGUUGCCAACUCGUUAAUAAUGCACUUUGAGUUUUGGUCUCGCUUGUGUGAUCGUUAAGGAAUAGUAUUUCGUACCGUCUUAUUUGUUCAGAUACUGUAUACCUGCUAAAAUAGGACUAAAGAAAUACAAACAUAAAUUGUUAUCAUUAUGAAAUCUGAAUAGGAAUUCUUGUUUGUAUAAACAUUCUCUGUAGGUAUAUUAACAGUCAAUCUCCCAAUCGCGUCCGUUAAUUUACUCAGUCAUGUUAUUUAUUUUGAUUUUGACUACCUCGUUUACCAGACUUAGAAAUCUAGCAAUCAAGAGUUUAUCUAAUGUCAUUAGGUUAAAACACGUCAAGUUGGUCUCUUCAAUGGCUCACAUAAUAAUUUUGUUAAAUGUUAUUUUCUAUUUAUCAGAAUAGGUAUACCUACUUCCUUAUGUCGUGAACCUUUGGAUUAAUUAAGUUGCGAUUACACGAAAUCUAUUCUUUUUAACGCAUUCACAUGAAAUAUUUAUUAUAUAAAUAAUGAUAUUUGGAAAGACAUAGUUAUCAUAGAGAUUUGCCGUCCAGAAAUUUAUUUGCAAUUCUGUAAAACUGUAGUCUUUCUUUCAUAAUAUCUUCCUAUUAAGAAGUAAAAACAAUACAACGUACAUAUUUAUAAUCCAAUAUUAACGAAUGGUUAUCUUAUAUUGCUCGUCGGGCAUUAUUAACAUUUACUGGUAUAGUUUUAUCUAAAAGCAUGUUCAUUUCGCGAUUGGCAUUAAGGAGCGCUUUGACAUUUUUGUCUCAAGAAAACUAUUUUUACACUAUAAAGCGUAUUUAAACUAAAAAAAAAAAAUAUUAAAUAUAUCGUUAGUUUCGUAAAUAUAGAAUGUUAGUACGGAGCAUAUUUUAAUUAGUCGUUUAAUGCAUGUUCAUAGAGUUAAUUCGCCCAGUGUCAGGCAAGUUCGCGAGGUGUUGCGGUAUCCCAUUGAUUUGCAGUUAUCGGUAUCACAUAUCAGUUCAGUCGUAGUUCACUUGGGACACGUUGUACUGGCAAAACGUCAGAACAAUAGUAUCCAACUUCUGAAAUGAGCAUAAUUUUAUUAAAUCACAAUUCAAAGAUUGUAUUGUAGCGUCAAAUAUUAAAUUAACUUCUAAGUCAUAGGCGUAAUGUGGAUUGGACAUACAGCAGAAUGAACUGUAAAGAACGACUGCCAGGUUUGGGACGACUGUCUGUUGAACAGUUGAACAGCAAAUGAAGGCGUAAAGCCGCCAGUGCCUCUAUCUAAUAGAACAGAUAAAUGUAACCGUAAUGAUUUAGAUGUAGAGGAAAUCGUAUGUCUUUUCCACAAUAUUGGUCUGCAUCUUUAGAUUGGUAGGGCACGACUACUAGAGCAUAUUGUUAAUUCAGGAUCGUGGGCAAUGGGUCGUUAGCUGCAACAGUUGUACUGAGUUUUGUUCUUUAAUACUCAUGGCAAUGUAUGCAUGUCGAACUACGUCACAUCACAAGUCAGUUAGUGGUAUUGAGAAUAACAGUCUAGCAAGUUUGUUUAGUUCUAAAUCGAAGAUGCAUAAUUAUUUUAUACAUCUGGAUUUGUAGUUUAAUUAUUGCACUUUGUAAGUGUGGUGUCUCCGCCUAUUAAAGUAUUUAACCAUUUACAGAGUUCGAAUGGCUACUUAUUAGUGUACGUAAUAAAUUUAUAUAAUGAUGAUAUUUUUAUUGUUCAUAUCGCAUAUUAUCUUACUUGAAGAGUGUAGUUGCAAAACAAAGAACGUCUACGUUUGACAUUAACGGGUUAAAAGUACUUACUUAAAUAAUUUCGACUAUCAUAAGAGUUUUAGUGAAAGUCAUACCGGUUGUUGCACUUAUCAUUUUAUCGAUAAAUAAAUAAAUCAACAACAAGUGUAAGAACGAGUAUGGUGUUAUCGUAGUUUCACAGUGACAUUUCUUGUUUUGUCGUUACACUUUUUAAGUGCAACACACGGAGGAACAGUGCAUAGGAAACAGUAAACACUUACCAACGUAUCCAAGUUUAAUAUUUUUCAGCUCGUAUUACAUUAUUGCAUUCUUUGCGCAAAUAUCAAACGAACUGUUUAAUUUUUUGUGCCACGAUCGUUUCAAACUGUCCGCCAUGUUUACUUGCAGGACGUAAGACUGACAAGAACAUUGAAAUAGUCGAAAGUGGAGUCUUAAAUGUAAUCCAGGGUGUCUAAAAACGAUACUGUUAUCAUGUACUGUACGUUUGAUCUGGUUAACAUUUACUUAGUUAUUCCUUUUGUGAUUUGGAACAAAUUGUUUUAUGGCAUCCUGUUUACUUAUAGAAAGUGCCCAUACAUAUAGUAUUUAUUAAAUAUAUAGCACUAGACAUUUUGCUCCGUUGUCGCAAAUGGUUGUAAUUAUAAAAGUAUAGUUAAUAUUAAUUAGUAAAAUGAUAGACUGUUUUGCACGACUUCUGGUUUGUCCGUGUCAACUCUUCCACACGUUGUCACUUCUCAUGCAAACGAAUUAUAUGAACACUUUGUGAUGACAAGUUCUGCUCUGAAGUUAGCUGGUUGCAUGUCAACCCACAACGUUUUCGAUAUUCGGUACAUUAAACCUAAUUGCAAUAUUAUCCCACUUAAAAUGUAUGUUUCUACUCAAACUCGAAAUAUUUUGACCUCUUGAACGUUUUAUUAUUACUUUUACGAUUACACUAUACCUAAGUCUUUUUUGGCAACAUAUUUGAAGUAAUAUUAUUUAAUUAUUCAAUAUACUUAUCUAUAUUAAGAAAA